This is a messenger RNA of Klebsormidium nitens, 2248 nucleotides long. The record is from the annotation of a GenBank genome assembly. Lineage: Eukaryota; Viridiplantae; Streptophyta; Klebsormidiophyceae; Klebsormidiales; Klebsormidiaceae.
GCGACUAGGAGGCGGCGAGGGAGUAGGACUAUGGUCAGAGUAGUUAUAGCAGCUCCAGAGUCUACCGGUACUGCCACUGGCUUCAGCAGCAGGAUUCUGUCAGUUUUAGUUGUUCAAACAGCAUCUCGAGCAGGGCGGUGUUGAGGCGACCUGUGCACCACAGCCUGAGUUGCUGCCAAGUUGCGGUACGCAGGAAUGAUGGCGGCGGCCAUUGCGGGACCGCUUGCGGUGCACUCACUGGUGGCAAGGGCGUCACUAACAGGGCCAGGGCAAUGCUCGUCUUCCUUGAGCGAGCGUGCAUUCAGUGCUCGCCCUCUGUAUCCUGGCAUUCUGCGGCACCCUUUGGUUGGUCCGAGGCUGCCCAGGAAGCAGGCGGCAGGUAGGCUGUGCCAAGCGGGGGUCGUCAGGGCGGGCUUGGAGAGCUUGGACGUCCCUGGCGCCAUCUCCACCGCACACUCGGUGACAGAGGCACUUGCGACCCGUGCUCACGACCUUGUCUACACCCUGGCUGCGGACCCUGCCGUUACGGAUGCCGUCCAGGCGGCAGGCGACGCAGUUAAAAAUGAUAAUGGAGGCCCGCUCAACAUCCUGACCGGCGUUAUGGAGAGCACCCUGAAUCUGCUGGAGGCGGGGCUGCAGACGCUGCACGUGCCGUACGCCUACGGCUUUGCCAUCAUCCUGCUCACGCUGCUCGUCAAGGCGCUCACCUUCCCCCUCACCAAGCAGCAGGUGGAGUCCACUCUGAACAUGCAGGCGCUGGCGCCCAAGGUGAAGGCCAUCCAGGAGCGCUACAAGGGCGACCAGGAGCGCAUCCAGCUGGAGACGUCACGCCUGUACAAAACCGCAGGGGUCAAUCCACUAGCAGGCUGCCUCCCCACCCUGGCCACGCUACCUGUCUGGAUUGGCUUGUACCGGGCGCUGUCUAAUGUCGCCAGUGAGGGCUUGUUGACGGAGGGCUUUUUCUGGAUCCCGACCCUGGCCGGCCCCACCACCAUUGCGGAGCGCGGCACCGGCUCCGGCACAUCCUGGCUCUUCCCCUUCAUCGACGGGCAGCCCCCGCUGGGGUGGCAGGACACUCUGGCGUACUUGGUGCUGCCCGUGGUGCUCGUCAUCUCGCAGUUCGUCUCCAUGCAGCUCAUGGCGCCCCCCGAGUCUCAAGACCCCGCGCAGAAGCAGUCGCAGGCCAUCCUCAAGUUCCUGCCGCUCAUGAUUGGCUACUUCUCGCUCUCCGUCCCCUCCGGCCUCAGCCUCUACUGGUUGACCAACAACGUGCUGAGCACCGCGCAGCAGGUGUACCUGAAGAAGGGCGGCGGCGCCAAGGCCGGCCUCAGCUCGCUCGAGGACGAGGGCUUCAUCGACCCGGGCAAGGCGCGGCGCACCACCGUCAAGGACCUCAGCCCGCCCCCGCGCACUCCCGGGGCAGUGAUCGACACGGAGGUGACAGAGCGGCCGUCCGCCGGGGAGCUGUUCCGGAGGCGGAAGGAGGAAGAGGAUGCGAAAAGGGCGGAUCGGCGAAGGGUCGCUGAGGCCGCGCAGCAGAAGAAGGACGCCGAGGCAGCCGCGCGCAAAGAGGAGGCCGAGAAACGAUCCGCGGAGGCGGCGCAGGUCGAAGCGAGCACAGAAAGCGAGGCGGAUGCGGAGGGGGGCAACGGUGCUGCGGAGGUAUCUACGGACACAAGUAGCACAGCGCCACUUCCUGGAGACUCCAAUGGUGGUCAGAACGGCGCUCCAAAGGUCGGGGUGCCGGCAGGGACGCGGUCAAAGCGGUCAAGGAGAAGAAGGUCGUAGUGCCUUGCUCUUUCAUCUCGUUAGCGCGUGUUGAUUUUUCAGUAUGCGGUAUGCAAGUGAUAAGCGUUUCUUCGAACGAUCUCUGCUGUGGAUUUUACAAAUAAAUAUCUGGGGGCACCGGCUUCGUAUGGACUUGCGAUUCUACACGCAGUUUGGAAAGGUUUUGACAAUGUACAACUGGAGGAAAGAGAGUCUAUUCAACAGGCACGUUGAGCCAGGUUCGAUAUCGAAGUCCAACAAUUUGACACACACCGAAAAGUAUGGUCAAACAUGAUUGGGCUAUGCAGUCCUUUCUGUGAGAAGGUAGUUGUCUUGUCACUAUCUUAGCUAGCACUUCCGUCAACAGCUCCUUCAUGAGCAUACUCGUAGUUGACUCGUUUCAGACGCUGUCUCGCUUGUUGGCGGUGAGUGUCACAUGAUUGGUGGCGAAUGUCUGCACAGACAGUGACAAACUACCUGC